Molecule: messenger RNA, 1872 nt
Organism: Jatropha curcas
Lineage: Eukaryota; Viridiplantae; Streptophyta; Magnoliopsida; Malpighiales; Euphorbiaceae
Source: RefSeq, a predicted model, not a curated record
GUAAGACUAGGCUUCCCUUGCUGGACACUAUUUCAGUGUUUGUCCUCCAUAGUCAUCAUCCCGUUCAUCUCACCAUAAAGACAAAUCCUCUUUUCUGUCUCUCUCCCUUUCUUUUUAAGGGGAAAAAGAAAAUCUGCGAAUACCUUUUCAUUCUCUUCCACGUCUUGCAUUUUACUCUCAGUUAUCCAUGGAAGACCUAAUUAUAUCUCCCUCUUCGUCUUCUUCACUGAUCUCUCUAUCGCAAGACAAUAGUCAACUGUGUCUCCAACAGAGGCUUCAAUUCUUGCUGCAAGGCCAAUCAGACCGUUGGUCCUAUGCUAUUUUCUGGCAAACAUCAAACGAUGAUAAUGGCAGAAUCUUCCUUGCGUGGGGAGAUGGUCAUUUCCAGAGCAGCAGACAGACACCUCCAAAACUAACCACUAUCAACAAUCGCAUUCCAGCUAUAAACUCUGGUGAGAGAAAAAUCGCCAUGAAAGGAAUCCAUGCUCUCUUCGGCAAUAACAAUGACAUCGAUUGUUCCAUGAUGGAUGAUACCAACGCUGAAUGGUUUUAUGUUAUGUCUCUCACUCGAUCUUUCUCUGCUGGAGAAGGUAUACCUGGUAAAGUUCUUAGUACUGGUUCUUUGGUUUGGUUAACCGGUGCUCAAGAACUCAGAUAUUACAACUGUGAAAGAGCUAAAGAGGCACAAAUGCAUGGCCUUGAAACUCUGGUUUGCAUUCCUACGUAUAAUGGGGUUCUUGAAUUGGGCUCUUGUGAUGUCAUUAGAGAAAACUGGGGUCUCGUCCAAGAAGCAAAAUCUCUUUUUGGGUCAGAUCUUGUUGAUCUGAUGCCUAAAAAUCCCAAUACAAACUCAGCAUCUAUUCAGUUACUCGACAUGAACAUUUCUUUUGCUGAUAUAGGCUUAAUUGCUGGAGCACAAGACCAAGAAGCAAGUCUUGAACAAAAAGCACAACAAACUAAUUAUGAAGCAAAGAAAGAUAUUGAUAAACCAGGCCAGUGUUAUAUAGACUCUGAGCAUUCUGACUCAGACUGUCCAUUAGUUGCUCCAACGGUAGAGAAAAGAACUCCGAAGAAAAGAGGGAGAAAACCGAGUCUUGGCCGGGAGACGCCUCUCAACCAUGUAGAGGCGGAGAGGCAGCGGCGCGAGAAGCUAAACCACAGGUUCUACGCCUUGCGAGCGGUUGUCCCAAACGUAUCCAGAAUGGAUAAAGCGUCACUGCUAUCAGAUGCUGUUUGCUAUAUAAAUGAAUUAAAGGCUAAGAUUGAUGAAUUGGACUCACAGCUACAAAGAGAUCAGUCCAAAAGGGUUAAAUUAGAAGUGACUGACAAUACAGAUAAUCAAAGCACAAUCACUUCUGUAGAUCAAGCAAGGCCUAGUCCUAUUUCUGGUUUUACGCUUGAUAUUGAGGUUAAGAUAUUAGGUGAUGACGCGAUGAUCAGGGUUCAAUCUGAGAACGUUAAUUACCCAGCUGCUAAGUUGUUGACUGCAUUACGCGACCUUGAAUUUCAAGUGCACCAUGCGAGCAUGUCCACUGUCAAUGAACUCAUGCUUCAAGAUGUGGUGGUUAGGGUUCCUGAUGGAUUCAGAACUGAAGAAGGAAUGAAAAAUGCACUUCUUAGAAGGCUAGAACAAUAAGUUGUUAAUUAAUGCUUAAUAAUAUGUUGGAUAGUUUGUUUAAUUUUGUUUCUUCUUCCACAGUCUUUCUUUUUUCCCCUUUUAACUUGUUCAAUUUCCACUCAGAAUUAUUGUAUAUUAGUAGAAUAUUGUUGUACAUUUAAUUUAGUAUGUCCUAUAGAUAAGUGUUUUGUGAUAGAAAGAAAAAUGCUGAAAACUGAAGGAAUAUAAAUUAACUUUGUUUUCUGAUGUUCCCA